AUGCGCGCGUGCCUCGCGCGGCCGACCGUCGCCGCAGCCGCGGGUCCAUCGCGACCGCAUCGUUCCGAUUAUUCGCGGCGGCGCCUUCGCUCGAUCGCGCGCGUCCCUUCUCGCGCUAGCACACCCGCGCGCGAUGCGACCACCGCCGCCGACGACGCCCCCGGCCCCGCGUCGUCACCGCGCGCACCGGUGGUGAUACACGAGGACGACGACGUUCUGGUCAUCGAUAAACCCGCGGGCAUGAGCUUCCACAAUGACGACCUCGUGACGAACCUCCCCGGGGUCCUGUCCACCGUCAGGGCGCUGCAGGCCAAGGGCGAGCUGCGCGGCAGCGACUACGCCGGCGAGCUGCACUCGGUACAUCGACUCGACAAGAUCACCUCGGGGAUACUGCUGCUGGCGAAGAACGAGCGCGUCGCGUCCUGGCUCGCGCGCCAGUUCGCUCGAAGGCGCGUGCACAAGUACUACGUCGCGCUGAGCGCCAGGAAACCGUCCAAGAAGAUGGGAACGGUGCGAGGCGACAUGGCUCAGGCUCGACGGGGAACGUAUAAGCUGACGCGGUGUUCAUCUAACUCGACGCCCGCCGCGGUGACCAAGUUUGUAUCGCGCGGCGUUCGCGGCGCGUCACCGGGCGGCGACCGACCGCUGCGCGUGCUGCUGAUGCGACCGCUGACGGGUAAGACGCAUCAGCUGAGGGUGUGCGCCAAGUCCCUCGGCGCCCCCGUGCUCGGAGACGCCGCCUACGGUGGCGCUGAUACUAACAAAAAUGCUAACAAAAACGACGGGGCCGGCGGCGAGGACCGGGGGUACCUGCACGCCGCCGCGCUUCGCGUCGCCAUGCCGGGCGGGAACGUGAUGGAGGUGGUGUGUAAACCGACCGAGGGACGCGAGUGGACGCACGCGAGUGCGGGGUUUCACGACGCGUGGACAUCGUUCGGCUUUGACGAAUUGAUCGGCGCCGACGAGUGGUUCGGGGGAAGCGUCGGCAGCGGGCUCCUCGCGUCGAGACGGGCCGAGCUGUUCGAAGACGAGGAUUAA
Micromonas commoda is the source of this 1038-nucleotide messenger RNA. RefSeq lists its product with no specific name. Gene Ontology annotation, molecular function: RNA binding; pseudouridine synthase activity. Lineage: Eukaryota; Viridiplantae; Chlorophyta; Mamiellophyceae; Mamiellales; Mamiellaceae. The transcript has a single exon. Gene Ontology annotation, biological process: pseudouridine synthesis. The record is from RefSeq and is a predicted model, not a curated record. Bases 1 to 1038 code for a protein of 345 amino acids.